UCCCGCGGAUUGAUUAGUGGCCGUGCGAACUUUCACGAGCGUAGUCGACGCCUCACGAACUUCUCUCUAUCGAUUUUCGAAAAGGCGCUUUCGUUCAAACUUCGGUCCACCGGGCUGCCUCCCCUAGAUUCGCGCGGAAUCUUUCCCCCUUUUUCUAUCCGUUCGAGCAUCCCUGUUUUUGCCUUAGCUUGUAAAUUAUCCUUCUUUAAAAUCAUUCGAAAAUAUCGUGAUCGAAAUUAGAAGGAUAUUAAAACGAUUUGAAUCGCAAUACGCACGUAUUCGCGCGUGUAUAGAAAUUUACGAACGCACGCUUUAUAUUUGAAAAGAAUUAUGUAUUAAAUACGCGCGUCGAAAAAUGAAGGAACUCUAAUUUUUUACGAUUUGAUCCAAUGAUCGAUGAUUUGAUAAUUUUAGGUUUACUCGUGGAGAGUGCGUAUCGCGUUGAUUUUUCGUUAUUCGAAUAAAUAAAAGGAGCAUUGUUUCGCCCGAUAAAGAUAUUCAUCGUAGAGCAGAUUAUAUCGAGCGACGUAUUUUCAUGAAUGGAAACGAAUGGAAAUAUCGGUUCAAAAUAAUAUAACCUAUUCAAAGAUGGAUUUAAACGUGGAUAAUACAUACCUCGAAACGUUGUCGGCGUGACAUCUAUUCACAUCAUUUCUACUGGCUUCAUUGUCAAUGCUACACUUCGUGUCGUGGCACCUCGCCAUCGGAAGUUGUCUUUUGCAUUUUCGGUUAAACAAUCUUGAGAGCCAUUCUUCGUCAUAAGCCAUAACCAGACCGAAUCACGGCGAAGUUAAAUACUUCCGAUUUCGUGAAUUACGUUGGGCAACCAUGAUUAAGCGGAUAAAACUUUGCCAACUCCGCGAUUUUUAUACCAAAAUUGCCAAUCGUGCGAUAGUGAAAUGAGGUUACUUGUAAACUUUAAGAGAAAUGUCAAAAACAUUUUGACAGGGACACCUUGAAGUCAACCUCAUGUUCCUCAUCCAUCGACGUACGUACUGUACAGUUAUCGUUUCGAUUACGUAUGUUCCAAUAACGUAUGCGUUCUUUCUUUUUUUUUUUCCUUUUUUUCAAAGUAAUUCCAUUUCGAUCGAAGGAGGGAGGAGAGAGAGAUCGUACGUGAUUCGCGCUGUUCCCUCGAUCUCGAUUUCGAUCUCGAUCUCGCCAAGAGAAACUCGUGAAUGGGUCACGUUUGAUAUUCCGCGUAAUCUAGAAUCAAAUCGAAGAAACGGUGACAGGCGCGCGAGAACAUUAGAAAUGUAGAUUCGGGUGUCAAAGCCGAAGCAGGCCACACCCUUCAUUCAUAUUCUAAACAACAAUUUGCCAACGUUAACCGGUUCACGUAUAUCUGUCCUUCAACGAUCUCACUUCGUCUUGCUCAUUCUCCUCGAGACGACAAAUAAAUCUCACAUUUAUACCGUAUUUACGGUAUACCGUGCUCGACCGUGUUGUACCAGAUACAAACUCGUACAACAAUUUUCUUCCAUCCAUUUUUCAAGCUCCGUUUCGAGAAAAAAGAAAGUUUUCGAAAAAAAGAAAGAAAUUCUCGUGAUUUUGAACUUUUAUCAUUUCCUAAUUUAACGAUCGAAAUUGCAAAAAUUGCAUCUUAUAAAUUGCUCGCGAGUUGGAUUUGCGAACAGAACAGUGAAAACAGUUUUGAAGCGAAACAUGACGAAGCGUUUGUAUCGCGAAAAAAUAUCAGGUAUCCCGUUGUCGGAUGAUCGGAGAGAAAACGACGGAAGAAGAAUUGAGCGUAGGAGCAAGAGAAAAGAAAAAAAAGAAAACAAUCGCAGAUGAUAUUGGAGGAGAAGGGUGGGAGAAGUUUACUCUCCACGAGGAAUAUAUAAAUGGGUGGGCAGGGCUGAAAUUUCUAGUUGGUGAAGAUAGUUUGCAAGGCCUAUAAGAGAAGUUGUGUAUCGCACUAUGCAGGUCCACGUGACGUCGUUUGUCUUCGCUGUGUUGCUGAUCGCUUCGAUAGAAUCGAAACCACUCUGGCCAAGCGUACGUUCGGACAAUCGAUACCUUUCUACAACCACCAACGUGGACAGAGGAUUUCUUCAGUACCAUGAUUUUCCUUAUUAUGUUUAUAACGUACAUUCCGAGGUAAAUGCGGCUCCUAUCAUAGCACAUGGGAAACUGCCUGCUUCUCAUUUACCUGUUUAUAGCUUUUAUUAUGGAACCCCGACUUACGACUUCCGGCUACCAUUGAAUCCGGUGUAUCCGUUAUUACCUGCUCCUCAUCCAGGAGAUCAACCAACUAGCGCAAAACCGAUCGAUGAAGAUGGUGAUGGUAUCGAAAAGUUGGAGACAAAGAUCGAAGAGGGAAAAAAGGAGAGGAAAUGAAAAAUUAAACGGAGAAAGCAUCGAUGAUAACGUUUAUUGUAUAUUUAAUCGAAAUAAGUUUUGUACGUGGUGGAAAGAAAUUUUCCGAAAUUCUUUUUAUUUUUUAUUUUCAUUAGUUCUUCUGAAAUCUGAAUUUGACAAAUCUUUUUUAUACAUAGUGCCUCGAACCAUUUGAAAAUUCAAUGACACUUCAUAGUCGUUUAAUUAUCGAGAAAUUUUUAAGAAAUAACGUUUCCUUCCUGUGUAAAAAUUUAAAACUUUAAUCAAAUAAAAACACUUUUAUAUCGCAA
Molecule: messenger RNA, 2630 nt
Organism: Apis cerana (Asiatic honeybee)
Lineage: Eukaryota; Metazoa; Arthropoda; Insecta; Hymenoptera; Apidae
Source: RefSeq, a predicted model, not a curated record